AUGCAACUGCGCUGGAGCGGCCACCUGGUGCGCAUGGACGACGAGCGACUACCCAAGCGACUCUUCUACGGAGACGUCGCCACGGGUUAUCGCCGCCAAGGGGGCCAAAUUCGUCGAUACAAGGAUACUCUGAAGUUUUCCCUGAAGCGUCUGCAAAUUAACCCGACCAACUGGGAAGAGCUUGUUGUCGGCCGACUGAACUGGAGAAGGAAAGUGAACACAGGCGCUGCGAUCUAUAAGGCCAACCGAAUCGCCGCUGCCAAAGUCAAACGCGAAGCACGCAAAUCACAGGUACGUCCAAACCGCAAUUCCGACGUACAACCGCUUCCAACGUGCCCUCGGUGUCAACGGAUAUUCCGGACACGAAUCGGACUCAUUGGACACCUUCGGAACAACUGCACCUCCCAUACCGCACCCACUGCCGUCCCUCCGCCCGCCUCUUUUUCGUCCUUUCCGCCGCCAACUAAUUCUGCCUAUUCUUUUGAACCAUCACUUCCAUCCUCCUCCUCCUCCCCUCCUCCUCCUCCUCCUCCUCCUCUUUUUCUUCUUCUUCUUCUUCUUCUUCUUCUUCUUCCUCCCCUUCCUCUUCCUCCUGCCCAACUGCACCAACCGCGGCCGCUCUGGUGGCCGUCACUAACACCAGCAUCACACACAUCCAUGACACAACAACAGACACCAUCCCUCCAGCCUCCCACUCCCGGGGUGAGGACCAGGACUACACCUGCCCUCACUGCGACCGCACCUUCACCUCACACAUCGGCCUGCUCGGCCACUUGCGAAUCCAUCGCACAGAGACUGGCAAGCCAGUGCCAGGAGCACCUACCUACACCCAUCGCACUCGCCUCCGCUGCCCACACUGCCGUCACACCUUCACGCAUUGCAUGGGCCUAUUCGGCCACAUGCGCAUUCACGAGAGCGGAAUUGACCGUCCUUCCGACUCGCCCACCACGCCAAACCACAUCCCCAGUUCAUCACCCUUUGCGCCCAUAUUCGUUAUCGCAAGUGACACCGACAACACCGACUUUACCUGCUGAGACUGUCCACACACAUUCACCUCUCGCAUCGGCCUGGUUGGUCACUUGCGAAUCCAUCGCACGGAGACUGGCGAACCGGUGCCUGCAGCACCAACCUAUGCCCGCCAAGCUCGCCUCCACUGCCUACACUGCCCUCGCACUUUCACGCAUCGCAUGGGCCUAUUCGGCCACAUGCGCAUCAACAACGACCUGCGGUAGACAACCGCCGGCUAAAUCACGCACGCCAUAACACCCUCCCUGCAUGCCUCCACCACCACCACCACCCCACUACUCAUCGACACUCACCCACCGCAAGCACUCAACUGCCACCUCCCACGCAAAUGGGAAGUGUGCAUCUCGACUCGGUCCCCAUGCGGCCUCAGCUGCACGGGUGACUUGAAUCUGAGACUAUCCCGACACGUCAAGUGUCGUGGAUAGGAAGGCUGCUGAUUGACGCCCGCACUCGGUGCACGCAGUUCGUUGCGUUGUGUGUGUGUGUGUGUGUGUGUGUGUGUUGAGUGAAGUGGCGGACUGGUGGGAUGAGGGCGGGCUGAAACAGCACCUACCACGGCCCUCUCGCGCAAAUGAGAUACACGCCGUUCAAUCCCCGUUUGGAUCCGAGACAGGCGUUGGCGGCACGCUUAGGUGCGGCUUCGGCCAUGUCAGCCUCCAAUCUCGUUUGUGUUGGUCAAAAUCCUGGUCAUUCGUUGUGUGUACCAGAGGGUGUGGUGGAACACGAAGGUGAAGAUCCGUCCGAGCCAUCCACCUGCGGCCUCCAUCGUCUCCGGUCUUCUUGACUCUGUCUUGACACCGGGCGCGGGCGAUGAAGGAGGGGAGAGUGUAGGUAGAUGCAGCGCAAGUCUACCAACACCAUAAACCCCUGCGCAAGUCACUGUCACUACUCCCACCGCUACAGCAGCUGUGGGGCACGCGGUGGACAUCAUCGAAAUCGAUGGUCGAAUUAUCAUUUGUGAGUGUGUGUGUGUGUGUGUGUGUGUGUGUGUGUGUGUGUGUGAACCUCGACGUCAUCGGCGACUGCUAUGGUGUGACCGCGCGUCAGCGAAUAUAACUGGUCUUCUGUCUUUACAUACCCGCCGUUAUCGCAGUUGCAAUUCCUUAUUUCAGCUUCACAUCGGCACUUUCCACGACUCCACACCCCCUUUGCGGACAGCGCUGCAUUCCACACCGGUUGUUUAGCUGGUAUGUUGGAAUCGCCUCCUCACACAGACAUACCAUCCCUUCUGCUGUAAAUCACAUUCCACUUUGUAUCAUUUGACAUCAGAAUUGAAGGAGAGUGAGAUCAGAAUUGAAGGAGAGAAUUGGGAGAGGAGAGAAAGGGCUGAAGAUCAAAAAUGGACAAAUAAUCCAGACAAAGGGGUCUCUCCUGUGGUCAGAACCCGUCACAAUGAAGGCCGGGCUUCUCCAACGAAUCAGUCAUUGAGGGUUAUAUCCGCAAAUGUUCAAAGUCUCUUCAACAAACUAGACGAACUAAGAGACUUAGUUGAUGAAAUAAGGCCAGACACUAUGACAUUAACAGAAACGUGGCUUACUGAAGAUAUCGCAGAUUCAGAAAUAUCACUCAGAGGAUAUCAGCAAUUCAGGAGAGAUAGACUAAGCCGAGGAGGAGGAGUCAUGAUUUAUGUCACUUGCAAGCUGAACGCUGUGGCUGAUGUACAUAGACCGGUACGGGAUGUGGAACUGCUAAGCGUUAACAUAUCUACUAAGAAUGUCCGAUAACUGACGCUUUCGGUGGUGUACCGUUCACCUAUCCAUACUUCUGGCCAAGAUCUCAUGCUCAUAUCCGAACUGUACAAAGCUAGCGAGAAGAAAGAUGUCCUUAUCCUUGGGGAUUUUAACGCGCCUGGCAUUGAUUGGCUAACGUGGACUGCACAAGGGCCGCAAGACAGCUUUAAUCACAAGCUACUACAAUGGGCAACGGAUAAACUUCUCUGCCAGAAUGUUACCUUUGGAACACGGGUCAGGGAAGGACAGCAGUCGAACUGCCUUGAUCUUAUUUUUACCCGAGAGGAGGAAAAUGUGUUAGACCUGCAGGACCGACAGCCAUUAGGGUCAAGCGACCACAUCACGCUCUACUUCGAGUGCUCACUGUUUUCCAGACCUCUGGAAAGGGGACUAUUCUCUCAUGAGGAGGGAAGCGGCAGCUAUAUCACGGGAGACCGAACUGCAUGGUCGAGCAAACGACAAUUGGAAUACUUUCAGUUCCUUACUGAAAGAGAUUGUUUAUUCCAAUUGUCCUCUCAGAAGAAAUACAAUCACAAACCGCCCAAAAUGGAUAAACCCGGACUUGAAGGCCUCUUUCAGAAAAAGGAAUCGUCUGUGGAGGCGUUACUGACAAACUGACUCCGAAGAACACUUACAGGAAUAUAAGCGGCAACGAAGCGUUUCUAAAAGUGAGGCCUCAAAGCUGCGAAAGAAGUUUGAACUGAACAUUCUCCGAAAUUCGUUGGAGCAUCCGAAAAUUCUAUAUGGUUAUAUACGAAGUACUAAAAGGACUCAGGAGCUGAUCCCUGCUGUUAGGUCUGCAGAUGGGAAAGUGGAGACUGAUGACCAGGUUAAAGCGUCCCUACUUUCCGACUUCUUUCAGUCCGUCUUCACCCGAGAACGUACUUCUAUAUUUGCCCAUCCAUCCAUUCGCCAACCAACCUCUCCUCAUAGUAGCCUUCCCCCUCCUAUUCCCUCCCUACCCUCCUUAAUCGAGGAACCACUCUUCUCAUCGACCAUAGUUAGGAGCGAGCUACUCCGGCUGAAACCUGCCAAAUCGCCUGGACCAGACAGAAUUCCUGCACUAGCAGUUCGUGAACUUGCUAAUGAAUUGUGCGAGCCCUUAUCCGCAAUAUUUCAAAAGUCAUUUGAAGACGGCGAGCUCCCGGAAGAAUGGAAGUGCGCCCUCAUUACUCCGAUCCAUGAAAGAGGUUCAAGACUUGACUGCGGAAAUUAUCGUCCCGUCAGUCUUACUUGCAUCGCGUGUAAAAUAAUGGAACACAUUAUCAAAAGACACUUGAUGAAAUACCUGGAACAGAACAAAAUAUUGUGUGAUGCCCAACAUGGCUUUUGUCCAGGGCGGUCCUGCCUAACGAUUAUUUUUUACUCGCACGAGAAAUGGACACGAGCUACCGAUAAGGGUUUUCCAGUAGAUGUCAUAUUUUUUGACUUCAAGAAGGCCUUUGACAGUGUCCCACACAGGCUAUAUGCCAGCGCCAAUCUCGUGCAUGUUGUCGACUCCGGACAUCGUGUGGACCCCAACGAAGCUUUUCGUGUGAUUUAUAAGGUCCCAUCGAGCUACCCUAAGCUACUAGGUCAGCGCCUGUUAGCGACAGCGGAAGCGGCCACCAUUAGGUUACGAAAGCCAACCGUAUGUGCACAGAAGACCCACAUUCAGGCUCCGCGCCUACAGUGAUCGAAGGUUGACUAACGGUGCAACUCCGCCCGCGCACUUCCGCUCUCACCCCACCUCUGAUAAUAAGUACUAUUACCCCCCCUACCCCCCUCCCCCACAUUCCCACACCCCGCCUGUGUUUUACAGAGAACUUUUAUCGAUUUCUCUUAUCGUUGACCUGUUUGACUUCUACCCCGUUCCUACAUAACUGUACUGGCCCGACGAGAAUUUACCGAAAAUACGUAUGCUCGCCACCUCUUCUUCUGAUUUUUUUGAUGUGCUAAUUUCACUGUCCUUGGUAAAUAUUUUUGUUUCAUUUGACUGUUUCUACUCCUACGUUGGAUGAGAUCGAUUACUCGUUUAGCAACUCUCUUCAGAUCAGCAUCAGUCAAUAGCUAUAUCUAGAACUCCAGUGUAGCGACCGAGCAAGUAGCGGAUGUCGAAUCACGAGGAAUGAAAGAAGGGGAUGAUGGUAGCUUGAACUCAGAUGGUCCAGUCGAUUGGAAAAUUCAGUCUAAAAGGCCUUACACUUCAGAUUGGACAGGCCUACAGGACAUAUUAUAGACAGCACAGAUGCUAAAAAGAUAUAAGUUUAUUCGAAUAUGCAAAAAUGGGAAAGUACUAAUAAAAGAGACUACGGAAGAACGAAAAAUACAAUGGAACGACUUAUCGGGAGGGAUUGACAGUUAUUCGUCCGCACGUGGAUUCGGGAGCGUAGAUCCUGCAAGGCAAACGGAAGAAGCGUGUCCUUAGUGUCCCAGUACAUUAAAACACUCAAGGUCAGAUCCCUGUAACGUCCGUUCCAGACUGGCCAGUAGGGGACGAAGCGAUAUUGGAUUGGGAUAGCUUCCUCUUCUUUACGACCGGAGGAUUAAGUUGAGGAUCUGAGCAUGAAACGUCCUACAUUCUUCACAGGCAGACUCAAGCACAUCAGGGUUAGGCGUUAGGAGGUGGAAAGAGUGUAGGUAGGUGCCGAAGGUAAGGUUUAUUGUAACAGAGUAUAUAAACGUGGGUAACGUCAGUAGAAAGUGGAUAACGAAUUGAACAUAGGAACCAACAAGAUAGAUGACAUCACGGAGGUAUGUACAUACAUCAGAGAAAAAGGUUAACCCGGGAAAAGACAAAGGGUGCAAAACAAAAGGUAACAAUAAUCAACAAAAGAACAAACGUGUAAUAAACAAGGGCGGGACUUAUCGGGUACACCGAUCAGCGGCCUUGAUCGCGUCCACGUGGUGAGCUUGGCCCGGGGUUUUCUACAAGAUCAGUAUUCACUUGAUUAGCAAAACAAGGUUAGACCCCUAUGCUCUAUCUUGGCUGUUACACUCCGACUGUUACACCAGGUUAUCUUCGGCCUCUAGACACUCGCGGAAAAAUCUAACCAAUAACCGAACAGGCUUUGGUAACCAACAGUGAACGCGUGGGUUCUGGCGACCCUAUAAGAUUUCUCCUGCGAUUAGGCCAGUCUGUUCAUCCCCAAAUAGCCAAUCGUAACCAGCCCACGCAACAUAAUUAGUAGGCUCUACGGUAAGUCCUGGCUAGAAGUAUUGUAGUUAUAUACACCAGAAGGCCUUGCUUAAGGCAGCUGCCUCAGGCAGCGGCAUAAGAUCGGCGAAACACGCGUGUCUGGGCUUUUAGCUAAUACCUGUGUUGUUAGUGCGGUAAAUCAUUGCACAAAGAAUUUGGUGUCACAUAUCUGCCCAGAUACCAUAUGCGCAUGGUGUUUUCGUGUAUUUAGGGUUUCUUUAAAGCGUCACCGUAAUUAUGCGUGGUUUAAUAAAGUAUGUAUUUACUACGUACGCGCGGCACUGUAACGUCCCUUGAUCUGAACAGGGUUGUUUGAGUGGUGUGACACUUAUUAUACGCAUUUCCCAUGCCCAUCUCGUUAUAUUACACUGUCCCUUACCCGACGUGCCUUCUUCUGCCGUGUGUGGAUGCGUAUCAAGAGGUGUUAACGGUUCUGUUCAGAUCCAUCUCCAUCAGGAUCUUCUGUCAGCGUUCUCUUGCUUUGGUGUGUGCCGCCCUUGACGUCCUGGGCCGCCACAGCACUACCCUCCCGUCCCAACAUCACCUAAAGAAUCCCCUAGAUUGGUCAUCUCGUAAAUCACACGUCCUCUAGAAUAGAAUUGAGUCGAAGUUAUUGCAUUUUUCGAUCUGCAUUUAUUGGAAAAUGGAAUAAUGCAGAACUAGAUCUAUUUCUCUUCUGACGUAUUCGCGUGCGCUGGGUUCGGUGACUAGCACGAUGGGCCUAUCAUUUGUUAUAAAUGAAAGACUAUAUAGACGAAUAUAUUCGUCUCUGAAGUACUUCAUUUGCGUUGUCUGAAUGACAUCGAUAACUUAGUGGCAGAGCAAAUAUGAUAGUCGUUCCUUCUGACCGUACGAGAUCAAACGCCUCUGCCAUGAUUCAGGGGCGCCUUGGUUUGUCCUUCGAAGAUCACAGCCUCCAAGGCAUUCGAACACUGUUAAACCUUUCAAAGGUGACGCCGUGUCACUGGCGCUUAGUAUCUACGGCCGAUCACAGGCGGGUCACUUCGACUGCUGACCCACCAUGUUUUCAACAUCUCACUAAAGUCCGUAUAAGAGCGUGCAAACGAUGCGAGUUAGUGGUUUUUAAGUCGUUUUGCAGCAUUAUCACAAGCGACCAUUGGAGGACACAAUAGGUUGCCGCGUUGCCACGUCCGUAGGGGAGGGAUUUCUGUACUUUUAUCGCCUGGAAUUCGUAGGGAAAACUAGUUUUGCUUUUUCAACAUAGCUAUUUGGCUCGGCGAUGGUCAUGUGUAGUUUAGCUGGCCUCAGAGAUAUCGAGAAUCCCACCACUUCACGUUUUGAUCCGCGGCAGCGCACCUGGGGAGUUCGAUCUACUCCCCGCUCAAGCGACAAACCGAGUACCGAGUCAACUCUAUGUGUCGACGAACUUUGCUGAACAAGAUUUUGAGCUGAUCUGUUCCACGUCUCCAAACGCGUACUGGCUUCCAGUUAAAAGUCAGUAACGCUGAGCUCGUCGGGUGGACUGCGCUGAACUUUUCCAGGCCACCUCAGCCGUCUUUCUUGGAUAGCUUGAGAUAUUUUCACUGCGUCGUAGUUAAUGCCAAUAGUCUCAUUCAAAACACUUUUGGUGCACUUCAUUAAAAUUAUGUUUCCCAGGCAGCCGUAGCUUAACCCCCGUUUUCGGCUCAUAUUCAGUCACACAGCCCAUCAUUCACAAUUGUCAAAAUGGCCGACCAAAUAGAUGUCCCGGAACAAUCUGAUUUUUUCGGUGAAGGGCAUAUAGCGUCAAGUCCGUAGACACCCAAGGAUUGCAAAAACCCUACGGGUGGCAUGGAUUCAGGAAAUACCACAGUCCUUACUCAGUCCGCUUGACAGAAACCUCGCCUCAAAAUAUUUAAAACUACCCGCUUCUUCAAACUGGCAACCAUGACACCCAUGAGGUGUCGUAGUCCAACCCGAUCCUCUUAGGACAAAUAGCCAGACUGCAAUGGCCAUUGAAUGUGCUGUGCUACCCUCACUCACAUGGGGUCCGAGCCGCCCAGUUUUUGCCUGUAAGAAAACCUGGUCCGUCGUGUGCAGACCAAGCGUUUGUGGCACGCACAGACGGGCUGUGCUGCCUCAUUGGCCAAUGCGCUCAUAUCCAUCCUCCAGUCUUCUUGACUCUAUCUUGACGCUGAGCGAGGGAGAGAGUGCGGUAGACGCAGCACAAGUUCACUACCAUUACCACGCGUAAGUCAUCGUCCCUGCACCCGCCAUGCUCCGAGACACACGGUGGACAGUUGGCAUAUCAAAAAUAAAAUGCGAGAUAAAACAACCGUUAAUGGGAUGGAAUUUGGUCGAAGCAAUAAGUUUGCAUGAUGGUACUUUCUUAUUGUCGAACAUAUUAUUCCAACACUGGCCUUCCCAGCAUUGUUCGAUAAGUCGACUGACUUAGCGACCCCGUUCGCAGACGACCAGCCGGUAUUCUGGUACAUACCCGACACCUAGAAAUCGGUCAGUUGUGUAGUUGGACAGGAUAGAGGACAGACUGCAAGAUUUUCGGAUAGCUGAAGGAGAUUGUUGUAGGCCAAGAUUAGCGCAGGGAUGAAACGACAAUCCUUGAUCUCAGCAAGAAUUUUUGCGAUAUACUAACUCUAUCAUCCGCCACAGUUGCCGACCAACGAAUCCUAACGAUACGGCGAAGUCAAGAAAUCAGCCGAACAUCGUUUGUUGAUAGCAACGACAGGAUUCAGGAAUGUGCGGCGUUACGAAUACUUGUUGGGUACAUUCACGUCCUAUGCGGCCUCGUUGUUUCUCGCCUUAGUCACGCACUGAAACCGCCUGAAAAUGACAAUAGAAAUCUGGACGUGACUCCUGUCUUAGUAGUCCUCACACCUUUUUGUCAUUCCUUCUGAAAAAGGACCCAGGAAUGCUCGAGCCAGUCAUUGACAACGACCCCAUCUUCCUACCCUUACACAAUCGUCCCGUGAAUUUAGGGCGUCCGUGUCGACAUGGGACUUUUAGAGUUCAGUGGGAAUCACGUCUUUCCGGGACUUUUUGUGAUACGCUCUCAGUAACACGUCCGCGACUUCUUCAGGACGUCACAGUACUUAGGUAGCUCAUAUACUUGUCUCCUGAACCACUGCACCAGGCUUGUGGGGUGCGUCAGUUUCCUUGAACGCCGUAGCGUAGGUCAUAAUGAUUUCUUGUGACAUCUGAGUCCGGGAAAAAUCCAAAUAGGCACCUGGAUUGUUUCAAGUUGUCUCUAGCGCUUUGGCUCAGAAACAGCUGCAAGCAGCCAGUGUCUAUCGGAGUUAUUUAAUUUCAGUUACUGGUCGCUGUCGUGCCUUGCGGUGUCUCACAAGGUAGUCGAAAUGCCAACCCUCCAUCCUUCGGCAUUUGUGGAACCCUUCACCAAUACAUCAGACACAACGUAGGCGGGCAUCUUGGCAAACGACCUAAAUGUUGACGAUGACUGUGUUAGUCUGUUGCAGCGGUUGCACAGUUGCCAUCCUGACGCACGAUGGGCUAGCAGAGCUCAAAUCGCCACUUCAGGAGGUGUCAUAUCAGCUUAAGUAUCCUUGUGGCGCCUUGUAAUGCGUUGCUGUCACACAGAAGCACACACGCACCCACACGACAGUUCGACCGUCGUUGCCGACGGUGUCUACCGUGUGCUCCGCAGCAGGGUAAUAGCUGGAACGAUGACUUGUGCAGGAUUUAGCUUAUAGUAGAUGUACACUUGCACAGCAUCGACCGCAUUCCUCUCCUCCCCCACCUGGACCCGGUGUCAAGACAGAGUCAAGAAGACCGGAGACAGGGAAGGGCGCAGGUGGAUGGCACGAUCGAGCCCGUACCUUGGCGUUCCACUCCACAUCCUUGGUCCACGCAGCAAAAGACCAGUUUUUUCACCAACAACACUCACAACCCAACAAGAGUCAGAAGGACGAGGAUGAUGACUGGGCAGCCAUGCCCACCACCUCUAUACCCAGCGGGAGCGCAAGCGCAUUUACCGGCAGGGAGCCAGGUGUCCGGGAACUGCCACCCUUUAACCUAGAAGGGCGACACGUAACCUUGCAUUUAGCCUGGGCCGCCACCCCUCAAGGUUGGGCAACCAAAAAGUUGUCAACUGAGAGGCACUACCCAUAAAGCUCACACACAAACACUCGCCUCACAUGCGUGUAUGCCACAGAUCGCUUGAUAAGUGGCCGUAACAGCCUGGCCCUCAGCCCACCACUCCGCCACUCCACAUAACACACAAUUGGGCAGACUGCAUGGACUGAGUUGGGGUGUCAGUCGGCUGCCUUCCGGGCCACUGCGAUCCACGCACCGUCUUCGUCUCAGACUCGGAUCACACAUGCGACAGGGGAGCCGCAUGGAGGAGUUAAGACGCACACUUCCCACUUGCGUGGGCGGCGGGUGAUGUUGAUGUACGGUGAGAUGCUGGUGAGGGAGGACGUGGUGGUGUGGUGCAGCCGGCAGUUGUCUACUACAAGUUUUCGUGGACGCGCAUGUGGUCUAAAAGACCCAUACGGUGAAUGAAUGUGCGAGUGGAAUGUGGACAGUGGAGGCGGAUGCGGUUAGUGUAGGUUGGCGCUCCAGGCACUGGUUCGCCAGUCUCUGUGCGAUGGAUUUGCAAGUGACCGACCAGGCCGACGCGUGAGGUGAAUGUACGCGGAAAGUGCGGACACGAGAAGUCGGCGGUAUCAGGUAUCAGCUUCGUUGAUGAAGAUGGUGGAGCUGGUGGGCGCGCUGGGCGACGGAGUGUGGGUUGGGCUGAGCAUGGUGGGUGGCCCCCCGUCACCAACGAGCCUGUUAGUGCUCAGAUUACCCUGUGCCCUGAGACCACUGAAAAUCAGUCCCCUUGAUUUGAACGCCCCAUACCUAUGAAUAUUUAUUUCUAUGCGGACAAAUGGGUGAGUUGCCUUCUCUAAUGCACGCCAAGACUUUCUUCUGUGGACGAUCGCAGGUUUAGCCGUAAGGUUGUCGGAUUUCACAGUUCACCGCAUAAAAACUACUAACCUGUGGGAAUCCGGCCUGGACAUGCUCAACGUUCGGCUUGGUGAGAACUCACGCCCUCCAAUCUCGUUCAAAUAGUAAAACGCGCUCAAAACACGUCUGGCCUCCAUUCGCCAGGGUCUUUAUAAUAAAAGUGUGCUUUUCAUCAGGUAGGGCUCGAGUUUCUUUUAUUUAACUAAUAUUGGAAGUACUGUUCGGUGUCCUAUCCUUUUAGUCUAUUCGGCGGCAACCACAAACUUGUUUGAUGUUUCUUUAAGGUUGCCAUCAACAGACUAUCACCAAACCUUCCCAAUUAA
Molecule: messenger RNA, 11186 nt
Organism: Spirometra erinaceieuropaei
Lineage: Eukaryota; Metazoa; Platyhelminthes; Cestoda; Diphyllobothriidea; Diphyllobothriidae
Source: the annotation of a GenBank genome assembly